Molecule: messenger RNA, 1239 nt
Organism: Anopheles funestus (African malaria mosquito)
Lineage: Eukaryota; Metazoa; Arthropoda; Insecta; Diptera; Culicidae
Product: nuclear speckle splicing regulatory protein 1
Exons: 2
Coding region: 87-1184 (365 amino acids)
Biological process (GO): regulation of alternative mRNA splicing, via spliceosome
Source: RefSeq, a predicted model, not a curated record
UUGUCAAACCACAUGUCCGUUAGCGAAACAGUUCGGAUGGUUUAUUUAUCAAAUUUGUUUACAAAUUGCGCUCGCAUCAUUCCAGAAUGUCGAAAAAAUACGGUUUAAUUGAACGUGGUGCCGAUUCCGGACCGGUAAAAAAACAUGCAGCAUUUGCAAGUGAUUCAGAUUCCGAUGACGGUGGCAAUAGUAAAGUGAAGAUUGAGCUUGGCGCGAAUCAGAAGCGGCAGGCACAAGCGAUGCAGCAAAAAGCUGUUGAAGAAGAUCCGACCAUCUAUCAAUACGACGAGCUGUACGAUGAUAUGGUGGAGCAGAGGGAAAAAAGUUCUGUCCAAGCGAAGGAACAAACGGUCGAUCGGAAGCCAAAGUACAUUGGCAAGCUGCUUGAAACAGCCGAGCGUCGAAAGAAGGAACACGAGCGUCGUAUCGAGCGGCAGGUGCAAAAGGAACGCGAUGCAGAAGGUGAAAAGUUUAAGGAUAAAGAAUCCUUCGUAACAUCCGCGUACCGCGCCAAGUUGGAAGAGAUGAAAAAGUUAGAAGAGCAAGAAAAGCGCGAGGAGUACCUCGAGUCAAUUGGGGACGUAACGAAGCAGUCCGAUUUGGGAGGAUUCUAUCGUCACAUUUACGAACAGAAAACAAAGAACGAAGAAAACGACGAUACCGGUAAAGGUGCAAAGCAGGAAGAUUCGUCCCGCGAUGAAUCGACUCGUGUCAGUGUUGAACGUGGAGAAACAUCGGAAAAGCAGGAAAAGCAAGAUAGACCAAAGGCAUCGAAUCAGAGGGAACGCAAAUAUCGUAAAAGAAAGUCAGAGGAUGAAAACGACGAACCGGCAGAUGAUAAUCGACCAACGGAGCGAACACAUCUUCAAUCGAACCUGGACGCCGAUUCAGAUUUCAGCAUCGAUUCGGAUAGUAGCGAGAGUAGCUCUUCCGGAAGUGAAGAUGAGGAGCAAAGCAAGCAAGACAAUGUGGAGGAUGGAAAGGAAACAAAUGGCCACACAAAGCCCGUACCUGCUGUGAAGGAAGCAGCUGGGGAAAAGGAACCUAACGUCACGGAAGAACCGGAGAUCAAAAAGCCAAAACCACCACCGAUCGACAUCUGGAAGAAGCGUACUGUGGGCGACGUGUUUGAAGCAGCACGGCAACGAUACUUUGAGAGACGUCAGCUGCAAGAAACGUGCUAGAUGGAGCAUUUGAAACGAACGAAAUAUACAACUUGUGGUUAAUUUAACAAUUAAA